Molecule: messenger RNA, 10863 nt
Organism: Mizuhopecten yessoensis (Yesso scallop)
Lineage: Eukaryota; Metazoa; Mollusca; Bivalvia; Pectinida; Pectinidae
Product: B-cell lymphoma/leukemia 11A-like
Exons: 3
Coding region: 1523-4417 (964 amino acids)
Biological process (GO): regulation of transcription by RNA polymerase II
Cellular component (GO): nucleus
Molecular function (GO): RNA polymerase II cis-regulatory region sequence-specific DNA binding; DNA-binding transcription factor activity
Source: RefSeq, a predicted model, not a curated record
AGGGUAUAUCUUAACCUUAACAUAUACAUACAUAUGACAUCGCCAGACAUAUGUUAUCAUAAUAUGACACUUCGAGGCAUAUUUUCUCCUACUAAUGUACUUUUUUAAUACAUAUUUCAUCAUUCGAUACAAAUCAUUAAUUCUCUGACAAUGAAUGGUACAUAUUUCACGCGGGUAACUUAUCUCGGCACUAUAAAACCGGGGAAAAUUACAGGAAGUCUGCUAUACUCCUACAUUGUGUCCAAAGAUCCAAUCAUGAAAGGAUGAAAGAAAAAAAAUAAUCCGAUUUAACCAGAAGUGUUAAAAGACAAAUUUUGACAGCAUGGAUCCAUGACCUGUUGAAGUUCUACUCUACAAUAUAUCGCGGUCCUGUGCGACCAUUACCAGUAAGUAUAAUUAUUGUCACUCUCUUUUCCUUUAUUUUCAAUGUUUGAUCUACCAAGCGAAGCCGCCAGUAGCAUGAGUUUUCUGAUCCCAACCCGAUACGAUUUACAUGGAGUUCAUAUUUGAUCCUCGUGCAGACUAUAUAUAUGUUUGAUAUGGACUCGCCUGGACAGUGUGUUUUCUCACUUAAGUAUAUUGUGAUGACCUAACAAAUAUGUAUAUCAUUCCGUGUGGCCGGCCUACUAUGUACAGUGUGCUAGUCGACCACGUUUACCCUGGUGUGCAUCGCCUUGCUCCAUAGUGACCAUACCUCCUUUGUACAGCACUGGCAAAGCUCUGUGCAGGAAUACUGGUCAUGAUGUAAACUAGCGUAAUGUUGCGCACACCUAUCACCCCCUUGGUUGAAAUAGACUGUGCCGGUCGACGGGGUCAUUUGCCUGUAACCCAUAUUACGGGCCACCACGCUUCAGUUGACCGCAGUAUUUCCCGGCGUACUGACGACAUCCUACCGGUUACUUUUUAGCUAAAUAUGACUAUCAUUUAAAAACUAACAGACCAAUUGACAAAUAUAUACUUACUUUCAUAAACGUGAAGUCGUUGGUCAUAGUAGAGUCAGUGACUUAAAACAAGCCAGUCCGCGGAUGUACACACUGGACUGAAAAAUGUUGGCCUAUGAGCAGCACAUGUUUCCUCUAUGUGUUAAAGCGUAGGUUCACUUACUGAUUGUGUUGUUGAUCACAACAGGAAAGAUAUAAACCUAUGGAUGAGGUGACCACAGCAUAUGGGUUAUCAUUAAUAAACACUUUUUGUUUCUAAACGUUGGAUGGUACGAGUAGCUACAAACCUACCUGUACCGUGUGUGUAGCGGCUGACUGGUCAAUCGAGUUGUUUAUUUACGUGUGAGCGGUCAGUGGCUCGGGCGACCUCAAGUGACCCUGGUGGCCAGACGCAUCGUGUCCUCAUGAGGUGAAGGGUGUGCAUUAGGAAGACAGAAGAAACAGGGAUAAGUAAAAUUUAGGAAGGUGCUGGUCGAGUUUUCCCAUGAUUCAGCUUACACAGUCCGCCAUCUUUGUUGAUAGUCUUUGUCCAGAUGUAAUACUUGGGUGGAAAUCACCGUUUUAAUGAUCAGACCAACGCUAUGUCGCGAAGAAAACAGGGAAGACCGCAACAGAGGAAAGCACUGGACUCACUGGAACAAGAGAAUGACCUGCUGCUCUGUGGUGAGUGUCAGACGAGCUUUCCUCUACAGGAUAUCCUCAAAUUCAUACGCCACAAGGUCAACAAGUGCAGUAAGAAAAUUGUUGAUGUGUUGGAUUCACCAGAGUAUGAGGACGGUCCCCACUCUGACUCGGAACACUGCGGGAGUAUCACCUCCAAAAGGACUAGCAUCUCCGCCCCCAUCUCUCUCAAAGAGGCCAUCGAAAACAACAAAUCGCCACGCUCCUCCCUCGACUCGCUCGGCUCUCUGAAGGAUGUGAGAAUCAAAGAGGAGAAUGGUCACAGCCCCAUGGAAGAGGACAAGCUCUUCGAACAGAAGUUAUCCCGGUCACCUCUCAAGCCCCGCAAGGUGGUGGAUGCUGAAUCUAACACGACCAAUACAGAACCCUCCAAGUUUGUGUGCGAUUCGUGCAGGUCGACCUUUGGCUCGGCCUGGUCACUUCUACAACAUGCUCAGAAGGAACACGGCAUGCGCAUCUACACGACUUCUCUGGACAAGCAGCAGAAAUACCCCGAGCAACCGCAUAAAAAAGAACGUGACGAACGAAAUCAGCGUGACCAUAUACAGCAUGAUCACAGCCGGGAGCAUCGCGAUCACCGUGAGCACCGACAUCAUGACAAGCAUAAUUCGAGUCCUAGUAACCACAGGAGUCAGCAGACAUCCCAUCUUCCCCAGCAACAGCAAGCACCUCAGCAUCAACCAAAACAACGAGACGAGCAACGUGACACCCCUCUCUUGUGUCAGUCCCACGACCCACAUCGAACACCUCCCUCAGCUAGCUCCGUAGGAAGCGCGGACAGUGGCAGCCAUCUGCUUCAAGAUGGCGGCCAUCAUCUACUGCCACCUCAUCCGUCGCCACAUUCUUCUCCCUUUUUGUUCAAAUUUCCAUUUGAUCGACCACCACCAUUGUCACCAGGGUUGCCGUUCUGUCGGCCCCCUAAUCUCGGGUUGGAUUUCCCCAUCGAUCCCUCUUUACAGAGGUCAUUUGUAGGCUUCCCACCUAUGUUUGAUGGUGGUCCAUCACCACCAUUUCCGAAUCUGUUUGAACGGCCAAGGCAAUCACCUGUAGGAAUUGAUAAUCAACUAGAAUCAUAUUACUCACAACGGCUUAGGCAGCUAGCAUCAUCAACUUCAGGAUCGCCAUCGCCAGUAAGGAAGCAGACACCUCCUUUUUCCCAGCCAGGUCCGUCACCGACCACCUUUCCCCCCGUGACUCCUCCGAGCUCCCUAUCCUCUGAUAUGGAGAAGCCACAGCACGGAUCUGGCAGUAUCACCCCUCCAGCGAAGCUCAAGUCCUGUGAAUUCUGUGGUAAAUCAUUUCGCUUUCAGAGCAAUUUGAUUGUUCACAGAAGGUCUCAUACUGGCGAAAAGCCGUUCAAAUGCCCUCUUUGUCCACAUGCCUGUACACAACAGAGCAAGCUCAAACGACACAUGAAAACGCAUAUGAACAAAUCUCCAUUGUCAAUGUCGAAUGCAUCAAACAUGUCCAAUGAUGGAAGUUUAGCCUCAGGCAGCAGCACCCCAGAUUCAAGUAAGCGUUUUAUGGAUGAUGAAGAUGAUGAGGAAGAGGAGGAGGAAGAAGAGAAUGAAGAAGAGAUGGAAGAGGAAGAAGAAAUAGGUCUUGGAAUGGAGGAGGAAGCCUAUAAAAAUGGCUUCAAGGACAACUUCAAAGAUGGCUUCAAGGAUGGAUUCAAUCCGCCAAAAAAGUUAGAGAUCAAUUCCUCUCCCAAGUCCAGUGAGCUAGCAGCAAGGUUAUUAGAACCAGCAUGCAGUCCAGGCCACCAGGAGCAUCCGAAGGAACCAGAGCGUGCUAGUCCUUACACAGACAAAACCAGUCUCCUGUCAGAGGUCAUGAAGAAUACAGGUUUGACAAAUUUCCCAGCAUACAACGAAGCUUUCAAGCAAGCCAUGGCAGAGCGGGUUACUUCUCCUGUUGGGGGACAAGAGGAACAGACAUCGGAGAACUGCAGCAACAACAGCAGCAAUAGCAGCCAAGAUGACAUGAAGGAGGACAGUCUCAAAAAGUCGUCUUCUGAUUCAGAUUCUGAGGCGCCAUGCUGCAAGAGGAUCAAGAACGAGCCUAUAGACCCCAGCUCUUUCCCUACAAAUAACAUGGAGAACCAUCAUAUCUACUCCCUGUGGGGCUCCAUGGGGUUCCCAGCCCCACCCCCUCAAGAUUUCUAUCAUCUUUCUCUUCCAGGGAUGCAGUUUGACUGUGCAGGUCCAAACCAUAAUGGCUACAGUCCUUCAACCCCGGAGAGUGCCAUGAAAUCUUUCAAUGCACAGACCCCACCGAAAGCAGGGCCCAGUACUCCCGUUUCAGGGGAUGCUGCUCAUAUGAGGAAGGAUCGGACCAGAAAUGAUACCUGUGAGUUUUGUGGCAAGAUCUUCAAGAACUGCAGCAAUCUCACGGUUCAUCGCAGGUCUCACACCGGUGAGAAGCCAUAUAAAUGUAUUCUCUGUAACUAUGCUUGUGCUCAAUCUAGCAAGCUAACAAGGCAUAUGAAAACACACGGGCGUAUAGGGAAGGAUGUCUACAAAUGUAAGUUCUGCUUGAUGCCGUUUUCUGUUCCUAGUACACUGGAGAAACACAUGAGGAAAUGUGUGGAGAACAGAACACCCGGGCUCAUACGGGAAACCGACUCGGAUUCUACAUCAAGUAACGCUACCACUCCGACCCUGAACUGUCAACCGGGCAUUCUACAGGAGUCCAGUAUGGACAGAAGCAGUGCUAAUGUUCCCCUGAACUGUGCUCCUGGAAUUCUACAGGACACCAGUCUAGACAAAAAUAGCUCUAGCACACCCAAUCUUUGACUGAAAAUCUAUUGCUCAAUGGCAAAUUCUGUCAGUGACUUUUUUUAAAUAUGUCAUUAUAUGGACUGACUUUUUAAGAUUCUGUUGUAUGGCAUAUUGUAUAUUGUAACUAUAGAAUCAAUUUGUGGGUCUUUGAAUGAUUUGUUGAAACAUAAGCACGGUGUAACUCGUGCACCUUGAGGUUUUUUCCCCUGUUUUUUAAUGGCACAAAUACUCACUAGUAGCGAGAUUUGCUUAGUUUUAUUCAUCCUAUUGUUCUUGUUCAUUGAUAAGUGUGAAGGCGCUUACGUUGGACGUACGCUACUUUUAAUGACAGUGUUUUUACACUACCGGUGGAUCUGUUUAUGAAUAUGUAUUUUGAAUAUUGACUUUUAAUCAUUUCUCAAAGCACAUGUAAAUGGUCAAACCGUUUAUCAUGUUUUCAUCCUUGUUAGCCAAUGCUGACCAUUAUCAGUGUGUUAUAUACACACCACCUGUAAACUUAUUUUGCACAUAGUUGAUUUUAGAUUGUCAUUUGAAACCUGUUGGACACUCAGUUUUUGAAGAAGAAGAAAAAUCUUUUUUUUUUCUUUUUGUUGUUAAAUGUGGAGUGUAAAUACCGCACACUUUUGCCGGCAAAAUUUCUUUGUUUAUGAUACAGUACCUGUUUUGGACAAUAUCAAUUUGAUAUACACAUUUGUUUACAAUUGAAUAAUAAUUUUUUUAAAGCUGGAUUUUUUUAAAGUAAAUUUUGAUUUUAUGAUCUGCACUAAAAUCAGAAGUUUUAUAUCCGAUGGUUAUUUAUUUGCCUAAGCUCCAUUAGCUUACAUGUGUGCUAGGCCAGAACAGGAAUAGCUGGUGGCUUUUUUUAUGAAAUCUGGCCCUGAGGUUUUUUAUAUAACUUUCCCGAAGCUUAACCUUAAAUUUUUUCAACAAAAUUCAUAUUUGCCAUCAAAUACAUUUUGAAUGUAUGCUCCUUAUUACAAAGAUUUCCUUUCUAGACAACGGUCUAAAAUACAAAAUAAAGCCGUGGGAUAUUGUUCAGUGAGUCUCCCAAAGAACUGGUAGUGUUCAGGGUUUAUAGACUUUUUCUUGAAUGUCAUACACAAGAGAAUAAAGAAAACAGCCAGUAGACUUUCGUAAAUGAUUUUUUUUAGAUCUGAUGUAUGAACUCAGUUCUAGUUUUUGUUGAGGACUCGGGGCCAGAGAUGUUUGUACAAUACUUUGGUAAUUACAAGUUAACUGUAGUUAGUAUUGAAUUGUUAACCUUUUCCUAGAUUCUGUAUCCACAGGGUGUUUCGUUACCGCAUCAGGGAUGGACAUUUGUUACAUUUUUCUUAAAGAAUUGAUUGUUGUUAUCUAACUAUAGAUAAUAUGAUGCAAAGAGUUUAAUAUCAGGUAUUUAUUAGUUUUUCCCAACAAAUCAUCUUUCUUGUACAAAAUGAUUAUUGUUAUCACAUUUACAAGUACGACUCUUUAAAUUUUUAUCAUUAUCAUUAUAUUAUUGACGCUUUCCGUAUCAUUUUGUUUUAGAAUAUGCUACUACCUUCAAAUCUGCUUUUAAUUCAAUAUUGCAAUGAAUGUUUUUUCAGUGUUGCCAUAAUUAGUUCCGUUCAGAAUUUAACGCAUUCAUCUCUACGCAGUAAUGUUUUAUUUCGUUUCUACCUGUGUUUCUGCCAUUUUUGAAAAUGGCAAAAAAUAUACUUCAUCCAGGUAAUCAAAUUCUUUUAAAUAUGUAAUUGUGAAGAAUAUGAUGUUAUGUAGUUUGGUGCAUGUUGAUUGUAAGUGCAUGAGUACUGUCUAAUAUCAUUGCAAUGUUUCAUACAUUGGUGUAAAUUUUUAUUAUCAAUUUUUCCCUCUGAGUAGAUAAUAGGAUAUAUAAUACAGUGAGUGGUGAGCGCCCUGAACGGCGGCGACUGUCCCACGAAGUUUUCAUUCUAUUUCAUUACAGGUGCUUGUCUAUUCUCAUGCAUGUGUCUCCGUAUCUAUAUCUGUAAAUGGUUUAUUUUUCUUGUAUAGAAGCACAACGGACAUGGCUUUAAAAGCAUAUAUUUUGAGAUUACGAAGUUUGUUAGCUUCAUAGAAGCAAAUUUAAAUGGCAAUGAAAAUUGAGUUUCCAAGAUUUCAGUUUGACAAUUGUGAAUAAUUUGUGAAGAAUUUCAAAGAAAUUAAUUAUUAAUUCUUUAUUUCAAAUUUCAGUUGGAAGUCAAAUUGACUAUAAAUUUGGAAGCUUGACAUUAAUACAAUACACACAGAAAGUCAGUGUCAUAAUACUAUCGUUUUUGUUUAGUCCAGGAACUAUAUGUUCUGGCCUUUGUCCUUGUAUGUAUUAAGGGUUGUUUAUUUGUGUAUCUGUGUGCUACUGUUGUGUCGACAGUAUGGAAGGGUCUGUUUCUUGAACCUUAUUAAGAUAGUAGUACUAGUAGGUGUAGUUUACAUAAAAUGUAUAGGGAGAUGUCUGGUAGUGGUGCCAUAUUGUUACAAUAGUGAAUAAUGCUAUCCUUUAUGCCAAGGGCUUUCAAAAAUCCGGAGGCAGAACUACAUCAGCUCAAUUGUGAUUUCACAUGUUGGAGAUAGAAAUACAACUGUUAAGGAGUUAUUAUAAUUCUAGCUUUUUCUCCCUUCAAGAGAGAAGAGGCAUAUUACUACCAUGUUUUUGAGUUCAUUUUUUUUGUAAAAUAAUUAGAAAUGGAAGUGUUUAAAACUAUAUUAAAGAAUAAUAUGCACGAAGACUUUUGAAGCAUGCUCAGAGGGUCUAUUCGUUAUGAUGAAGAUGUGUUAAAAUUACACCAGAGGCAGCAACAGCAGCAGCAAGCAGCAAGAUGCAGCGUCCUAGGGAAAAAGUGCGCAUUCUGCAGGCGCUUCUUUUCUAUCAGUGCCUAUUCAAGAUUUUUGCCAAGCAGAAUUCUUAUUUAUUGAUAAACCCUCCAUUUGUACAACUAAUAAACACAAGUUUUAAAAGAUUUGGCAUCAAGUUUCCUGUUAGAAUGCAGAGAUUAUGAUGGACAGCUACCGCGGAAAGUGUCUGACAAGCGUGCUACACUUGGAGAGUACUAUAUAAUGGUAGGACUCCAAGGACAGCUGAUGCUGGAGACUGACUCCUCAGUACUACGGAUCUACAAACUGGACGUCGUCGUGGUCGCUUGACCACUGGUCAAGCGGUAUGGUGGUUGUUCCACAGUGAAUGUUUUAGCAUGUAUCAUCAAGUACGAAUCGUGGGAUAGGGAGAAGAUCCUUUGCAACUUUGUAACACUGUUUCCCGGCAGUCUAAAUCCAUGGGCAUCAAGAUAUGUUAAGGAGUAGUGUGCAAUAAAAUGUAUAUAUUGUGCACUAGAAUUAUUGGCAAAGCUCUAAGCUGGGACGCUAAAAGCCUGCUUCAAGUUCACUUAAAGUUUAAUCCACUUAGAUGAAAUUCGUGUUUAGACAGUGGAAUGUACAAGGCAGGAAUUAUUAGCAAGAAUUUUAACUUUUUUUUCUUCUUCGUCUUCUUCUUUGUAACAUAAUUAAUUAUUAUAUUGGUGAUUUCUAUGCUCUUUACCCAUACCCUCGAGUGUAAGUAUAGCGUUAGUCUACUACCGCCAAGCCUCUUUGUGGUUCGUGAUUUAGGUGCCCAAUGUAUGUCUAUUGUUAUAAAUGGAAGUUGCACAUUUUUUCUGCAAACAAUUUUUUUUAUUUUGUAACAUAGGGGACACUUGUAGAUAAAACUUAGGAUGGUUUUCAUAUAAUUAUUGUUAUCAAUCACACGAAGAGAGAACUGGGGAUUUAGAGGCACUUCUCUUAACACAUUGUAAAGAAGUGGAUCAGCCAACUCCUACUUUCCUCCUCAUUUUUCAGUGUUAGGGGGGCCAACUCUAUAAUUAGGUAGAUAGACUGGCACCAACAGAGAAAUGAUGGGGAAAGCUCACGGUGGAUUCUGGAUUUCACUUUCCAAUAAGUUCAUUCCAUCUCAUGUCACAUCUCAGCUUUCCCUUAAUACAUCAGGCGAGAACUGCUUUUGUGAAAUUCAUUUUAACAGUAAGAACUUAUUUUGUUUAUCUUUAACGGUCAUAUAGGACAUAUUUGAAAAUAUUUUAUAAUUAUGUUUUAGUUAUUUUGUGUAACAGAUGCUGUAAUGAAGUUGCUGUCAUUGAUCUUGACUUGUUGAAGUUAAAUCAAGGAGGUCAUUGGCGACAUUUUGUUACUCAAGUCUGCACUUCCAUAGGAGGUGUCAAUGUUGAGGAGGGUCACUGUUUCGGUUGAUAGCCAGAAGAUCCCUCAAACCUUAUCAUCAAAAUGUUAUGUGAAAGUUGCCAAGUAAUUCAUUGAGUGUGAAAGGGAUACCCCAUUGACAAUCUUCAGAUCGUAUCAAUCUUGUUAUCUGUUACAUUUUUUUAAAAAAAAUCAGCAUAUGGCAACCUUUAUACUUAGCUUUUAAAUAUUUCAUGGGUGGAUGGUGGAGGAUUUUCACCAGUAUUGUAAAUGAUAACUAUAAAGUGGUUUAAACAGCAGCGGGACAAACCCAAUAUCAUUUCUUUUUAAAAUAAUACUUAUUUUUUUAAAAGAAAGUAGAUGGAAUUCACAAAAGCAGAUUUUCAGUAUUUUAAUAUGAAAAUCCAUGUAAAUGUUUGGGAUGAACUAGUUUCCCCUUGUAUGUGUGGUCCUAGGGUGUAAAUUAGAUGGUUUGUGUAUGAUAUUACUGUUCUAGAUAUCUACGUUUGGGUUAUGUUUAACUGGUCUUUCAGCCGCCUGUGUAUCUUGGCAAGCUUCGCCACUGAGUGCCAUAUUGGAGUCAGAAUUACACUGGAGUUCACAAAACUACAAUUUUAUGAAGAUUUUUUUUUAUAUUAACAAAAUCUUGUUGAAAUGGAGACGUAAUACUACUGUUUGUACACCAGACUUUUUUUAUAAUUAUAAAUUUGGUGCAUCAUAUUAUUAUAAAAGUAAUUAUUGGGUGGAACAAUAUCUAAUACAUUUUAAUUAUCAUGAAAAGUGCUAGCUUGUUUUAAUACUGGCCAGGGUCGAGUCCUCAUUUAUUAUGAUUAUGUUGUUAUUUUCAUUCCUCUGUUCAUUUUGUCAUUUUUUGAACGUAUAUGAUGACUGGUUUCAGUUAUGCUAUACCUUAAACAAUUUGUGAAGACGGCAGUGUGUGUCUUGAGAUUAUCUACUGAUAGCAGCCAUUCAGAUAAGUCAUGUUCUCAUAAAUCCAUAGGCCCUGCGCGCGUUUAAUCCGGAAAUUUCUGUUGAAUUAAACAGAUAAAUUAUAAGGAUAAAAGCGAGGAUAUAUGUAUUCUACUCUACUAUAAACCAUCAGAACUAAGGGUGUCUGUCACUGGACACAGACGGGAACUUUGCCAUCCCCACAUUUGUGCCAUAUGUUUACGUUUUAAACAAGCAAUAUUAUUUACGUGUCCUGUGCCAUGUAUAAAUGUGCCAUAUAUGACAUUCAUGUCAUUGUCACAUCGCCAUAUAGUUAUAGUAUUGAUUUUAAGAUAAUGUUUGUUUUUUUCAUGUAUGUUCGACCCUUUUUAAGGAUGAGAAAAUAUAAUAUACACGAUUAGGUCUGGCUGAAGGCCCGACCACUAAUAAUGCACCCACCCGUUUGAGCUGAUUCUAUGUAUUGCUGUGCAAGAGUUCACGCAUAGCUGUUGCUAACUGUAAACAAUGACCCUUAAAGACACACUCUGUCGUCAUCGUUAACUGUAAACAAUGACCUGUAAAGACACACUCUGUCGUCGUCGUUAACACAGUUCUAUAGUAGCGUUUAACCCGGUGAAAAGUGCUAUUUUUUCAUGAUAUUUUGUCUUCAAAGUGCUAGUUUAGGUAUCAUUAAAAACAAAACAAAUCCAUCAUUUUAGUUGAAAUCUGUCUGUUUUAAGUGACCCUGGUCAGUACACAGUGCCAUAGUGACGUGGUGGAGGGUUACCUCUCGCCCUCACAAAUCACGGAAGACAAGUUUUAUUAUUUAUUUUAUCUCAUGUUUUUUGGAAAACGUGUUCGAUUUUUGAUUUUUUUUUUUGUCUCAUUUAGUAGCGACAAAUUUCAUCGCUGUGAUUUUACUACUAGAUUUUACAUUAAAUAAAAUAACAGUGGAAAUAAUGUUUAUGAAACUGCCGUGGUUAGAGGUUUCGAAUCGAACAAUAUAUCGGUUUUGAUUUAUAUAUGCUACCUAGUUAUAGAAGAAAAAUCGUUUUCCCUUUCUCUUUAUGAUUUUGUCCUGCAUUAUUGAGAAAUCAACUGUACGCAUUUUUAUUUCCUCUGUUCCUUUGAGAAUUGUCUGUGCCUUUUGUGUCCUGGGUUCCUUAUUCUGUCCCCGUUACUAUGGAGAUAAUGUACAGGUUCCGUUAUUCUGUCCCCGUUACUAUGGAGAUAAUGUACAUUUAAUGUACCUGAAAUUUAGUUGAAAUAACGCUUGGUGUAUUUAUGACGUGGAUGUCUGUAUGACAGUACAAAGUACAUGUAAAGUUUAAUAAACAUUUCUUUAAAGUUUC